This is a messenger RNA of Guillardia theta CCMP2712, 540 nucleotides long. RefSeq lists its product as hypothetical. The record is from RefSeq and is a predicted model, not a curated record. The coding region runs from base 1 to 540 and encodes 179 amino acids. The transcript has 9 exons. Lineage: Eukaryota; Cryptophyceae; Pyrenomonadales; Geminigeraceae.
AUGGGAAUGCUACGAGGAAUGCCGGUCGCAGCGCAAGGCGACGGAGCUCGAGACAUCGACUCGCUCAUCGCUCAGCUGGUUCGGUCUGGGUCCUCGUGGGAUGCUGAGCUGCUCUCAAGCGGCCCAUGGCUGGCUCUCUACACACAGGGGAAGCCUCCUCGCUGGCAGCGCCAGGCCCAGUGGCUGCCGUGGGCGAGGAACGUGGCCUCGCAAGACUACGACGUGGGAGGGGGGCGAGUGAGGAACAGAGGAGAGAUCUGGGGGUCGCGAGUGUUCGUGACAGUGGAAGGAGAGCUGCAAGAGCUUCAGCCUGAGAGAACCUUCACCCCCAAGAUGUUCCAAGCUGGCAUCCAGUCCGGCACCCUGCACGUCUUGGGCCUAGAGAUUCCUCUCCCGAUCAGAGGUCGAGGCUUCGCUAAGCUUCUGUACCUCGAUCGGAAUGUUCGUAUCUUCCAGAGCCCCAAGGAGUCAGAGUCGGAGUGGGAGGAGGAAGGGCUGGUAGUGGUGCAGGUUCCAGCCUCUGCCUUCUCCUUCACUUGA